AUGGAGAAAUAUGAGGCAGACAACUGCAGCGGUCCUAUGUACGAUUUUGACCUGGAUGCCAGCGGUGAAUGCCUUUUCCAGAACAACGAGAGAUACACCUGCAACGCCACGGGGAUUCUCUAUGAAAAGUUCAACGGAUCCAACUCCGACUGCAGCUCUGCCUUUGACUGGGGAGAUUUUUUCCCCUUCAACACCUGUGUUAGGGGUUACAACUACACGGAAUGCGUUGACCUACCGGCGGUCACCCUGGAGAUGUUCGCAGAUGCGGCCUGCACCACCAAGAUGGCGGAUAACAUCGUGCCCCUUGUGGAUUGUCGCACCCCUGACGACCGCGCUUCGUCAAAGACUGAGCUCGUGGAUGGAAGUUUCAUGUACUCCGCGUACAGCUCAAGUGAUUGUAUGGGCAACACUGUCGGGAACAUCACUGUGCCAUGCGGGGGCAAUUGUACCAGUGGCAUGGGCCAAUACGCCAAGAACAAUAACGCAUGUCCGUCGUCUACCGAGUCGACGACCGCAUCGACCACAACAACCACGAUGGAUGCGAAUGUGUCGACGACCUCGGCGACCUCGGCCACGAGCAUUCUCGGCGUGUUCUGUGCCACCGCUGGCAUCCUAAUUCGCUUGCUUUGA
Messenger RNA from Symbiodinium sp. CCMP2592, 630 nucleotides. The record is from the annotation of a GenBank genome assembly. NCBI's taxonomy places the organism in Eukaryota, Dinophyceae, Suessiales, Symbiodiniaceae.